This is a messenger RNA of Diachasmimorpha longicaudata, 3377 nucleotides long. RefSeq names its product pH-sensitive chloride channel 2-like. Gene Ontology annotation, molecular function: chloride channel activity; transmitter-gated monoatomic ion channel activity involved in regulation of postsynaptic membrane potential; transmembrane signaling receptor activity. Gene Ontology annotation, cellular component: synapse; neuron projection; plasma membrane. The coding region runs from base 302 to 1828 and encodes 508 amino acids. The transcript has 8 exons. Gene Ontology annotation, biological process: nervous system process; chloride transmembrane transport; signal transduction. The record is from RefSeq and is a predicted model, not a curated record. Lineage: Eukaryota; Metazoa; Arthropoda; Insecta; Hymenoptera; Braconidae.
CGAGGUGUACAUAAUACCCACUUUGUGCCAUCUUGACAGUCGCUUGGGAUGGCUUUUUAAACGUUUAUGUGUGAGGUGAGCAAGCAGUCGAUUGCCGCAAGGGGAAAUUAAACAUUUGACUUUGGCGCUUGACUACGCAAGCAAAUGGUUAAAACCAAAACAAGUGAGAUAAUUUAAUUCUCAGAGUACCGACAUCAGUUACAGUCAGCCAGUGCUGCUGUUCGCAUUCGAUCAAAAUAUCAGUUCCAAUUUUUUUUACUUAGUCUGCUAUUUUUUACUUAAUUUUUUUUCACCCGUGAAAAUGAGAACAAUCAGAUUAUUUGUGGAAAUAAUUCUUGGUUUGUUCUGUGUGAUGCAGCAUUCUGGUAUCAGUGCACGAAAACCCGUAGAAGAUGGUACAUGCCCGACCUUCACCUCAGUGAGUACAUUGACACAAACGGAACUGCUUCAAGAAUUAACAAACGAUUGCCGCUACGAUAAAAUGGUCAGGCCACCAGGUGAGAUCAAUGCAAGUGACCCGAUUCAUGUGGUAUGCAGGGCCAACAUAUACACGAUAAAGUCUAACAUGGCUAAGACACUUCAAUUUGAUGUGCACAUGAUGCUUCAAUUCCGCUACCGCGAUCCUAGACUGAAGUUCUCGGACAUAGCGCCUCAUUUCACCCAAAUUUACGGCGGAAGAUCUACUCACGAUCUCAUCUGGACGCCGACAGUCUACGUUGCCAACGAAAGGAGCUCCGCAAUUAUGGGAAACGGUGUUAAGGAUUUACUCGUAUCUAUCGAUCCCACUGGCAUGGUUAUUUUAAAUACCAGGCUUGAAGUUACUUUGAAUUGCGGAUUGAGACUUGAAAAAUUUCCCUUCGACGUUCAGGAGUGUCCACUGGUGUUUGAGAGUUGGACUAACAGCGUUCAAGAAAUGAAACUGGAUUGGGACGAGUCGCCAUUAGUAGUCGCAGACGAACUACAUUUGACUGAAUAUCGACUGGUCGAAAAAUGGGUCAAUGGGACUGAGGUAUCGUACACAGCUGCGCAACAGCAUUACGGUCAUUUUGCCGGCAAUUUCAGCUCCAUAAGCAUCACCUUCAAACUCGCCCGUGAAAUGGGCUUUUUCGUUAUGGAUUACUACAUUCCCUCGAUAUUGAUUGUCGUAAUUUCGUGGGUGUCAUUUUGGCUACAUAUGGAUGCCAGCCCUCCACGAAUUGUUCUUGGAUCAAACACAAUUUUGGCAUUCAUGACACUGGCAUCGAAGGUGGAGAAUUCAUUGCCGAAAGUCUCCUACAUCAAGGCUAGUGAGAUCUGGUUCCUGGGAUGCACUAUUUUUCUUUUUGCUGCUAUGGUGGAGUUUGCCUUCGUCAACACUAUCUACAGGAGAAAGAAAAAUGUGCCGUUGAAGAAAGUCAAUAGCAAAUACAUCCUAAAAUCAACAUUGACGCCGCAUUUAGCUCGGAAACAAUUCCAGAAGAAUGCGACGAACUUGGAGCGAUCUCGGUCUUGGUCCUCUCUGGACAAGUCAACGAGCGAACCCGAUUACAGUAGUCAGAAUUAUCUGACAGUUCAUAGCUUUCCAAGUACCAUAAAUAUCCCAUCAGUAAGGAUUGAAGAUGAGGAGAAAACCCAAGAGCUGUCGAGUAGUGUAAUGACAAUUGACAGUGUCGCAACAGCUCCAUCAGGGAGUGGUGCAGGGAGGAGGCCAACUCUAGCUAAACUCCACAAUUUCACCACAAUGACUCCCCAGGAAAUAGCCCAGUGGAUCGACAAGAGGAGCAGAAUCGUCUUCCCGGCUGCUUUCCUUAUUUUUAAUAUUCUGUACUGGUCUUUUAUAUGGAUAUAACUGUUUUCCAUCGAUUUCCUGAAUAUUUAUUUAUUGGGAAUACUCGCGGACACUCGCCUUUCUCUGGAGCCCACCGACGGUGGGGGAGGGGUGAGUUCGAAGGGUCAUGCAACCCAGAACAGGCGAAAGAUCCCCCUAUUUUUAUUGCCCACGAAACAGGUGCAUAAGGAUUAUCAAUUUUUUAGGAAACAUGAAUGAAAGUGAUUCAUUUUCGUGGGAUCAUGCAAUAAUUCCUCGUUUUUUAUUACCCUUUCCCACGUGACUUGUGAAUGGAUAUUAUGCGUUCUGUGGAACUCUAGAGACUCUAGCAACAGCUAUAAAUAAACCGUGUGAUAUAGUAUUUCCUCCAAAACUCCAGGUAAGAAAGAAGUUUCCGUAGGGGUUCCUUACCCUCACGACUUAAAAAACAUGGAAUUAAUUUUUUUAAUCUUGUUUAAUCAGGAAACUUUGUUUUCUACAUCAUGUUUAUUCCUCGGUCAAUUAUGAAAAAAAUAAGCGGAAAAUUUAUUUGUCUUCAUGUGCUGGGGGCUACCCUCCCCGCUCGAAUACGGAGCCUGGGGAAGUCGGUGCUCAUUUCUCUACCUCUAGAAUGUUGUGGAUUAAAAUUAUAAAAUAAAAAAGCAGAAAUGCAGCAGAUUUUACAAGGAAGUCGACUAGGCUUUUCCAUAAAAUUUUUUGACACGUGUAUUUACCUAAAAAAAUGUGCAACCCAUUUUCAUUGUGACCUAUCGUUGCGAGCAGAAUGACGGAAGGAAACCAACAUAAAGAAAGUGACCGACUUCACCUAAUUUUUCGAACGUUAGGCCUGGAUUUUCGCCUGACGCACAUUUGAGAAAAACCUCAGCUAAUCUAUCCUCCCCCCGUGUAAUAACACCUUGGACGGAUUGCGUGAGUCACGAAAAUUUCUCGAGUCCCACGAAGGUGACGACCUUCGUCACUUCCCGAUAAAAGGACUCUCCUCAGUGUAUUUUUGGGGCCACUCGGGCUAGCCAUUGAAACAAGGGGUAAAAUACACCACCCCCCCCCCCCCGUUUAAAUGUACCCGGAAGAUUACAGUACUGAGAUUAGCAUCUCCAUUAUACGAGAGAACACGCACGUAAUGGGCAGCUUUCUGUAUUUCAUUGGCCUACACCCAAUUACGAAUUCGUGUCGACGAAAUGGAGAGCAAGGAUGACUAGAGAAGAAAUGUAUUCGCGAUGGUUGCACCGGCGACGCUAUAGUCGCCCUCAAUUCAUCGUACUAUCGAUAGGGUGAAUUUAUAAUUAUUCGAGAGUGAGUCUCGUUGGAGUAGGGCUUGAUGCUACGGCAAUCGUCAAUGUCAAUGAUUUCAUUAAUGUAAAUGAGGGUCAGGACUUGUUGAGGUGGCCAGGGACAGUGGACUUCAAUCUUGAAUGGAAUUUCUAUUUUUAUUUUCGCUCCUGAAUGAGAGGAUCAGAAUCUUUCAAAUAUCAAUUUUUGACUUUUUAUAUUAUGAAAUUCUAAUCACUUUCUCCAUCGAGCAUUUCGAUAGAGUCGGUCAAAGGGAAAUAAAGAGUUGAAUGAAGUGAAA